Messenger RNA from Dictyostelium purpureum, 1020 nucleotides. RefSeq lists its product as uncharacterized. Gene Ontology annotation, biological process: base-excision repair, AP site formation via deaminated base removal; base-excision repair. The record is from RefSeq and is a predicted model, not a curated record. Gene Ontology annotation, molecular function: uracil DNA N-glycosylase activity. Gene Ontology annotation, cellular component: mitochondrion; nucleus. The transcript is spliced from 2 exons. Bases 1 to 1020 code for a protein of 339 amino acids. NCBI's taxonomy places the organism in Eukaryota, Evosea, Eumycetozoa, Dictyosteliales, Dictyosteliaceae.
AUGUCAACUAAAAUUACAGAUUUUUUUACAGUAGUUAGCAAAAAAGAAGAAAAGGUAAAGGAAAAAGAAAAAGAACAAGAUUUAGAUUCAUCAGAGACUGAAAAUGAAGAAGAGAAAAAAAAGAAAUUACCCACCAAAAAAACAACUCCCAAAAAAUCACCCUCUGAAAAAGAAGAGGUAGAGGAGAAAAAAGAAAAAAAAGAAAGUUCAAAAAAAAGAAAAUCACCUGAACCAGAUGAAACUACAGAAGAAGAGGGUUGUGAAAACCAAGAUGAUGAGAAAGAAAUUAAAAAGAAUAAAGUUGAAGUUACCGAUUCAAAUUAUUAUGAUGAUAUUGAAUCAUAUAUUUCAGAUGUCAAUUGGAAGAAUGCUCUUCAAGAUGAAUUCAAGAAAACAUAUUUUAAAAAUUUAAUUUCAAGUUUAAAUAAAGUUAAAAAAGAAAAUAAGAAGCCAAUAUAUCCACCAAAAGAUGAAGUUUUUUCAGCAUUCAACUAUACACCUUUAAAAGAUGUCAAAGUUGUUAUUAUUGGUCAAGAUCCUUACCAUGGAAAAGGUCAAGCCCAUGGUCUUUCAUUUUCUGUUAAACCAGGGGUUUCACCACCACCAUCAUUAAUCAACAUCUAUAAAGAAUUAGUUCAAGAUUGCCCACCAUUCAAACAACCAUUAAAAAAUGGUUUCCUUGAACCAUGGGCCAAACAAGGUGUAUUUUUAUUAAAUGCUGCUUUAACUGUCGAGGAAUCCACUCCAAAUUCUCACAAAGAUUUUGGUUGGUAUCAAUUUACCGAUGCUGUAUUAAAAAUUUUAAAUGAACAACCACAACCAAUCGUAUUUAUUUUAUGGGGUGGUUUUGCAAAAAAGAAAAAGAGUAUUCUUAAAGGAAAACAUCAUUUCAUUUUAGAAUCAGGCCAUCCAUCACCAUUAUCGGUUACCCACUUCAAAGGUUGCAAACAUUUUUCAAAAACAAAUGAGUUUUUAGAAUCAAAAAAUAUUGAAAAAAUCGAUUGGACCAUCAAACCAUAA